GCUAUGUUUUCGGUGUUUGGCAAUUUUGGUAAAAUUCCAAAAAUGUAAAUUUUAUAUAUAAUACUUAUUUUAAUAAGCCGUCUGCCGACAGUCGCGUCUUAGAUGAUUCCCGAAAAAAAUGCAUUGCCAACACAACUUGACAUUCCAGCUGGGCCCCAGUUUUGGGCAAACCCACAAAUCUGGUGGCCAAAUUGGACACCCAGCCGUAAUUUGAAUACAUUUACACAUUUUCCGGCUCACCAAAUCUGAUGUGUGUGCUUUUUUCUUCAUUUUUGAAGCUAUAUGUUCCAAUUAAAAAACGUUUGGCAUUUUAAUUGAAGCACCGUGGCUGAUAUUUGUUGCCCAAUGCAGCAGCGCAUUUGCAUGCUGUUGCAUCUUUGGGAUGCAGCCGGAUCUCCAUAUAAAUAUCGGGCGGAGUUGCAAUUGGCGGACACACAGACACAGCCCAGCAGCUGCACAGCACACUCAGAGCCAAGAAAUAGCCUACGGUGUGGAAAACUCAAGCCCAAGCACAACAAUGCGCGCUUUUAUGGUAAGUGCCGGAGCCUAAUCCUAGCCAGAAAUUAAAUUAAAUCCUGCCUUAUUUGCAGAUGCUUUGCCUGAUUGCCGUCGCCCGGGGUCAGUAUGAUUAUACGCCCCAGUCCCAUGCCGGGGAUGGGCGUGGCGGUUUGAUCGGCAGUCCCGAUGUCGGCGCCGCCCAGCUGUCGGAGCCCAUACUCAUUGCCAAUGAGUUCAACAAGGAGUUCUACACGUACAGCGCGCCGGAGCAGGAGUUCGACAAUGGACCAGUUAACGAGCAGAUUGCCAAUAGCUUGCGCAAGAAUCUGCGCGUGCUCUUCAUCAAGGGACCGGAGAACACGGGCCUGGAGCAGGCGGCACUGCAGCUGGCCUCGUCCGCCUCGGACGAUCGCACUGCCAUCUAUGUGCUGAACAAGCAGGCCGAUAUCGGCGAGCUGGCCAACAGACUGAACCAGGUCAAGCUGCAGACGAACAACAAGCCGGAGGUUCACUUCGUCAAAUAUCGCACACAGAACGAUGCAGAGAAUGCACAGCGCAUCAUCCAGGCCCAAUACGAUUCGCUGCCCGGCCGUUCGACCAAUCACAAUGCCGGCUCCUCGGCGCCAGUCUUGGACUUUGCCACAAAGAACAGCCCAGUUGGAGCUGCAGCCACAGGCGAGGCACCAUCAAAUAGCGCGUAUUUGCCACCCAGCCGUAGGUUUUAGAUAUAAGUAAAUGCUCAUUAUAGCUAGUAUAUACUGUUAAAAAAAUAUAAUUUAGUUUUUCCCUAAUUCGAUUCGAUUUGAAAACGUUUGCCGCUGGGCAAAAUAGUAAAUUGUGUCGACUUUUAGAGGCAGGCCGACUAUUUUCGA
Drosophila virilis is the source of this 1370-nucleotide messenger RNA. Lineage: Eukaryota; Metazoa; Arthropoda; Insecta; Diptera; Drosophilidae. The record is from RefSeq and is a predicted model, not a curated record.